AUGAAACGAGUUGGUGUAAUUGGCUAUGGUCAUUUAGGGCAAUUUCUCGUGACUGAGCUUGAUCGAUUGGAGGAAUUCGAGGUCGUGCGAAUAUGGAAUAGAACUGCAGAUGAAAACAAUGGCAUACUGCCUUUGGAUCAAAUCGUUGAGACAAAUCUCAGUGAUCUCGAUUUAGUCAUCGAAGUGGCUCAUCCCGCUUUGAUACGAGAAUAUGCUGAAGUUAUUUUGAACAACUGUGAUUUAUUUAUUGGCUCUCCCACCUGCUUGGCAGAUGCUGCACUCUUAGAAAAGAUACAGACGUUGGUGAAAUCCAAAAAACGUCGAGUAUUCGUUCCAGCUGGAGCAUUUUGGGGAGGGAAUGACAUUCAGAAAAUGGCCGACCAGGGUACUUUGAAAGCUCUUAUCAUAACAAUGACAAAACACCCAUCGUCAUUCAAGCUUGAGUCACCCCUCAAAGAAGUCAACGAAAGGGCAAAGUUAGAAUCUGAGAAAGAGACGAUCCUGUUUGAAGGUCCCGUUCGGAAACUUUGCCCACUAGCGCCGAAUAAUGUCAACACAAUGGCUGGAGCAGCCAUUGCUGCUCAUAAUUUGGGCUUUGAUGGAGUUACUGCUAGACUCGUUAGCGAUCCAAAAAUGACUGACUGGCACAUAGUAGAAGUUGAAGCAGUUGGCCCUGAUGGAUUUACCGUAACCACAGUUAGGAAGAACCCGGCGAAACCUGGAGCUGUUACUGGUCAGCUGACUUAUUACUCAUUCCUCUCAAGUAUCAAAGAAUCUAUUCACAAACCAGUUGGUGUGCAAAUAUGUUGAUGAAGU
Cylicocyclus nassatus is the source of this 816-nucleotide messenger RNA. Lineage: Eukaryota; Metazoa; Nematoda; Chromadorea; Rhabditida; Strongylidae. The record is from the annotation of a GenBank genome assembly.